CGGGCUGCCUUACUGCGAUGCACAGUAGUUCUGCAUACAGGCGUUUCAUCAUGGUCGUGCCCUUGCAUGCCAUAGUUCGCGGCAAAAAACGAGAAGGGCUACAACAUUUUGGCGGCAUUCUCCAGCUUGGCAAGAACGCAGUGUGUGAAGCCUCAACACCAUGACGGAAGUAGACGGGGUAUUGUAUCAGCUGACCGAGACUCAGGUCAAUACAUUCAGAACGGCCUUCGCCAUGUUCGACAAGGAUCAGGACGGGAAGAUCAGUUUCUCAGAUUUCGGGAAAAUUUUCCGGUCCGUAGGUCAGAACCCUUCAGAGGAAACAAUCCGCCAGUUAAUUCAAAUGUAUGACGAGCAGAAGGGAGAAGGGCAGUUCAGCUUCACGGAGUUUCUGAGGAUUUGUGAAUCUCCUCACUUUCAAGAUCCGAUGAAAGAGGAAAAAGUUCUCGAGUCUUUCAGAGAAUUCGACAAAGACGCAACGGGCACAAUCACAUUACUGGAGCUCCGGUACAUUCUACAGCAGCUAGGAGAACGUCUGUCCGACGAUGAAGCAGAUGAGUUCAUCGAAUGGGCUCAGAAGGCCCAAGACGUUUUGGUUGAGGAUGGUGUACUCAACUACGAGCAGCUCACGAAGGAACUGUCGGACAAAGACCCCAAUAUCCUUUCGUAA
Messenger RNA from Toxoplasma gondii ME49, 667 nucleotides. RefSeq names its product calmodulin, putative. Gene Ontology annotation, molecular function: calcium ion binding. Bases 161 to 667 code for a protein of 168 amino acids. Gene Ontology annotation, cellular component: myosin II complex. Lineage: Eukaryota; Apicomplexa; Conoidasida; Eucoccidiorida; Sarcocystidae. The transcript is spliced from 3 exons. The record is from RefSeq and is a predicted model, not a curated record.